Molecule: messenger RNA, 3180 nt
Organism: Closterium sp. Yama58-4
Lineage: Eukaryota; Viridiplantae; Streptophyta; Zygnematophyceae; Desmidiales; Closteriaceae
Source: the annotation of a GenBank genome assembly
AUGACAGAUUACGACAUCGUAGCUUACGAAGCGACUCGCUUCAAACGGGCGGCGUCGUCAAACGGGGGUUUAGAAGUGGAGGAGGAUUGCGAAGGCUUACUGACGGGGCGAGACGAGAUAGUACACUACAAUCUGGGGGGUUGUUACCCGUCUCUGAGCCUACAGCAAAAACGCCGGCGACCUUUAGAGAUUCGUGAACAAAGCACACGCGCUUUGACGUGCUUCAGCGGCAAUGACAAUGGCGCAUUAUGCGCAUCGGCUGGGGAGAGCAGCAGGGAGAUUUUUGAGUCGACUAAGAAAUCCGCCGCCUUAUCGUGCUUCGGCGUCAAUGUCAAUGGCGCAUCAUGCGCAUCGGCCGGGGAGAGCGACAGGGAGAACGACGAGGCGAGAGCAGAGGGGAGGGAAGGAGCGAGUGAGAGUGAGAGAGACGAUAGGAGUGAUUUCGAUUCGGCGGAGGGGACGAGGGAGGCGGAGUCGGCGGAGGGGACGGAGGGGGCGGAGGAGGCGGAGACGGCGGAGGAGGCGGAGUGGGCGGAGGGGGCGGGGAGGGCGGAGAGGGCGCAGGGGAAUGCGUCUGACGACGGCGGGUAUGACUCCCGCGGAUGGGAAUACGAGGCGGAAAUGGCUAUGCUGGCGGAAUCGGCAGCAGAAGAGAGGGGCGCGGAAGAGGGGAUGGCGGAAGAGGGGAUGGCGGAAAAGGGGAUCGCGGAAGCGGCGGAAGGGCACCAACGGGGGGAGUCGUGGGUGUCGAGUGUGGAGUGGUUCGUGUCGUGGCCGCUCAGGCGACUCAGCGAUCCGUGGCGCAGGCUUCCUCCCUGUCCUCACGCCCCAUCCGCCUUCCCCACCCUCCUUCCCCACUUCCAGCGGCUGCUGUGGGUGUGGGUGCUGGUGGCCGCGGCUAUCCUGUCGCUGGUAUUCGCGACGGCAUGGCAGCAUGCGGAGGCGACUGAGAGGGACGACCUGGAGAGUCACUGCGACGAGUGGGCGGCGUUCAUUGAAGCCAAGUUCAACAUCACGGCUGCCAACACACGCUCUAUUUCCGAUUUCAUCCGGGCCUACUACCUCGAUAACAUGGGGGAGGACUUACUUGACGUGCCCAAAUUCCAACGCUUCACCCAGGCCACUCUUGACAGCCGACCCAUGGCGUCAUGUGAGUUGCAUGGGAUAUGUUCCAUGGCAUCACUCGUGGGCUUCGUUCUGCUCAUCAACAGCUCGCUCGUUCGGGACACAGUGGAGAGGAACGCCAACCACUGCAUCUUCGCCCCGGAGCCCGACGGCACGCUCUCGUGCCGCCCGCGUGACCUGCCCCUGUACGCUUCGCUGCUCAUCUUCAACGCUCGCAAGGAGUACAGUGCGCGCGUGAACCUCUCCGCAGUCUGCUGCAUCGACCUCAUGGCAGACCCAGCUUUUAACGACACUUUCCACCGGGCCAUCAACUCAGCGUCCUCCGCCAUGUCUCCGCCCUUCAUGCGCGGCGACUACCCCUACCACUUCAUUGGAGAUGCCUUCCCAGUCUACUCCAACCUCACCACCUUCGCCCUGCCCCCCUCGCCCUCCCCUCCCGCCUUCGCCAUUCCCCCGCUCGCCACCCCUUUGGACCUCCCACGGGGGUUUGUCAUCGCGGGGUAUAACUUUGCAAACCUGCGAUCGCUUGCGGGGUUUCAGCAGCUUGUGGAGCUGGGGGCGAGGGUUUAUGUGGUGGAUGGUACGAGGGGCGGGGCGUGGGAUGGUGCACAGGACGAGAGUGUGCAUAAUGGGGAUCGGAUGAAUGGGGAUGGGCGAGAUGGCAGGUGGUUGCCUGCUCUGCUGUUUGACCAUGAGGGGGUGGUGGGAGAGGAGGAGAUUGGAGCGUGGAUGAUGGACGAGGAUGGGCAGGAGGAAGGGGGGAGAGUGCUGCGGAUGCUGCACAUUGGUGAUCCGACGAGAAGGUUCUAUCUUUUCUGCGAGCACAUCUCGUACACCAAGCAGUUCGGCCCAUUCAUCUGGAUCAUCGUGGCCGUUCUCUUCCUCGGCGUCUCCACCAUCUUCCUUUGGACGUGCAUCCAGUUGAUGCACGCCUUUGAGUGCGACUGUCAACAGCUAGUUGCCGCCCAACAUAAGCUACGUGCCGCCCGCUUGGUGGCCGAGGCGGCGAGUCGAGCCAAGGGCGCGUUUCUCACGACGAUGUCGCAUGAGAUCCGCACACCCAUGAACGGCGUCAUAGGCAUGCUGAAUCUGCUCAUGGAGACCCCUCUAGACAGGUCGCAGAAGGACUAUGCGGAGACGGCGUGCAGCAGCGGGAGGGCGCUGUGUACACUGAUCAACGAUAUUCUCGACCUCUCCAAGAUCGAGGCCGAGAAGCUCCGCCUCGAGCGCAUCCCCCUCAACCUGCGCGCCGAGCUCGACGACGUCCUCGCGCUCUUUGUCGAGAACGCCCAGGAGAAGCGCUGCGUGGAGCUCGCCGCGUUUGUCGCCGACGAUGUGCCGGAGAUGCUUGUUGGGGACCCGCUCCGAGUGAAGCAGAUCCUCAUCAACCUCAUAAGCAACGCAUUCAAGUUCACCACCAAGGGCCACGUCUUCAUCGCCGUUCGCCUCGCAACCACCACCGACUCUGACACCAGCUGCUGCCCCGCUCCCCCGCCGCUGCCCUCUCCUUCCUCCUCCACUUCCUCAGCAUCACCAUCACCAUCAGCAUCACCCUCACCAUCACCCCUACCGGUAGCAUCCUCAUCAUCUCACUCCAAGGCAUCUGCCAGCAAGCACCAGCAGGCACAAGCCGCAUGUAUGACGCUGAGUGGCCGGCCUGCCAUGAAGUCGUGGUGCUCCUGGGAGGGCAUGCGGGAGCACAUGGACCUUGCUGCCGUGGGCAUGGGCAAGGGCAUGGGCAAGGCGAGCUAUAUCGGACAUGGCGAUGGGAGUGCCUGUGCGCUUGAUGGUGGCCGUGGAAGACACAGGUACUGGCAUCCCCCGCCACGCUCGGAGGCACAUCUUCCGGCCGUACGCGCAAGCAGACCGCAGCACGGCACGGCUGCAUGGGGGGACUGGCAUCGGCCUCUCCAUUUGCAAGCGCCUGGUGUCGCUGAUGGGCGGAUCCAUCUCCUUCGUCUCAAAGCCAGGCAUCGGCACCACCUUCCUCUUCGAUAUCCUCCUCCACACACCCCCUCUCCUUCACCCUCCUCCCUCCCUUCCUCCUCUCCCUGA